GUCUGAUUUGUGCUAUCGGCAAAAUGAAUUUUAUAGUUUUUAUUGUGGGAUUUAUAAUGAUUACGACGGACUAUCAUUCAGCUCAUGGAACUGGGACAGCUGCAGCAAAUGAUGUGUCAAACGCUUGGACAUCAUGGUCAACAUGCAGCGUAAGUUGUGGAACAGGAAUUGUUUUUAGACGACGAGGAAGAGAAUCUGAUUCCAAAGGAUGCAAUAUUGAAGAAUGCCCGACGACAACUGAUCUUCCGAAACAAUCAACGCCACACGAUUCUCAAUUUUCUUCAACUACUUCAAAUGGAGAUGACGGGUUUACGUCGAAGCAACACUUCUACUCAUCAUCUUUUUACAAGAUCAUACUUUCGUUAUUUUUGUAUUUUUCUUAUUAAUCUUUAAAACCAUAUUGAUUUGA
This is a messenger RNA of Styela clava, 409 nucleotides long. RefSeq lists its product as uncharacterized. The record is from RefSeq and is a predicted model, not a curated record. Lineage: Eukaryota; Metazoa; Chordata; Ascidiacea; Stolidobranchia; Styelidae.